Messenger RNA from Cygnus atratus (black swan), 1221 nucleotides. RefSeq names its product forkhead box D3 (gene FOXD3). Gene Ontology annotation, biological process: cell differentiation; anatomical structure morphogenesis; regulation of transcription by RNA polymerase II. The record is from RefSeq and is a predicted model, not a curated record. NCBI's taxonomy places the organism in Eukaryota, Metazoa, Chordata, Aves, Anseriformes, Anatidae. The transcript has a single exon. Gene Ontology annotation, molecular function: RNA polymerase II cis-regulatory region sequence-specific DNA binding; DNA-binding transcription factor activity, RNA polymerase II-specific. The coding region runs from base 1 to 1221 and encodes 406 amino acids.
AUGACCCUGUCGGGAGGCGGCAGCGCCAUGGCCGGGCAGAGCGCGCUGGCGGCGGAGGACGUGGACAUCGACGUGGUGGGCGAGGGAGACGACGGGCUGGGCAAGGAGAGCGACGGCGAGGCCCGCAGCCCCGGGGCGCCGCCGCCGGACGGGGCGGCGGAGCCGGCGCUGCCCGCCGAGGCGGGAGCCGAGAGCGGCAGCAGCGGCAGCGGCAGCCCGGCCCCGGCGGGCCCCGGCGGAGCGGCCGAGGGCGGCAAGGGGGGCGGCGGCGGCGGCGGCGGCGGCGGCGGCGGCGAGGACGGGGCGAGCGGCGCGGCGGCGGCGGCGGCGGCGGGGCAGAGCAAGCCCAAGAGCAGCCUGGUGAAGCCGCCCUACUCGUACAUCGCGCUCAUCACCAUGGCCAUCCUGCAGAGCCCGCAGAAGAAGCUGACGCUGAGCGGCAUCUGCGAGUUCAUCAGCAACCGCUUCCCCUACUACCGGGAGAAGUUCCCCGCCUGGCAGAACAGCAUCCGCCACAACCUCUCGCUCAACGACUGCUUCGUCAAGAUCCCCCGGGAGCCCGGCAACCCGGGCAAGGGCAACUACUGGACGCUGGACCCGCAGUCCGAGGACAUGUUCGACAACGGCAGCUUCCUCCGCCGGAGGAAGCGCUUCAAGCGGCACCAGCAGGAGCACCUGCGGGACCAGACGGCGCUCAUGAUGCAGGGCUUCGGCGCCUACGGCCUGGCCGGGCCCUACGGCCGCCCCUACGGGCUGCACCCCGGCGCCUACCCGCACCCUGCGGCCGCCGCCGCCGCCCUGCAGUACCCCUACAUCCCGCCCGUCGGGCCCAUGCUGCCGCCCGCCGUGCCGCUGCUGCCGUCCAGCGAGCUGAGCCGCAAAGCCUUCAACUCGCAGCUCGGCCCCAGCCUGCAGCUGCAGCUCGGCAGCCUGGGAGCCGCCGGCUCCAUCGUCAAGUCGGAGCCCAGCAGCCGCCCGUCGUUCAGCAUCGAGAACAUCAUCGGCGGCCCCGCCGCCAGCUCGGCGGCCGGAGCCCAGACUUUCCUGCGGCCGCCCGUCACCGUGCAGUCGGCCCUCGUGGCCCACCAGCCGCUGGCGCUCGCCCGGACCACCGCGGCCAUCGCCCCCAUCCUCAGCGUGCCUACCAACAUCAUCGCCGGCCAGUUCCUGCAGCCCGCCGCCCCGGCCGCCGCCGUGCAGGCCAAGUGGCCGGCGCAGUAG